CCUUCCCCGGAGGCUGGGAAUCCAGGACAGCCACUGGUCCGCCGGGAUCCCACCGCCCUCCGUCACCGCGUCCACUUCCGUCCCCGAAGGAGGCGCCUCCCCCUCGGCUUGCCCCUGACCGUCUCCCCUGUGUCCCGCGGGGCUGCGGCGUUGCCCGCUCCGGUCCGGCCUCCUCCGCGCGUAAGGACAGCGUCCUUCAGGCAGUUGGACGAGCCCAACUUAAACAUCUCCAAUGGCUAACGAAGCUUGUCCUUGUCCAUGUGACAUUGGCCAUAGAAUAGAGUACGGAGGGUUGGGGCAUGAAGUUCAAGUUGAGCACAUCAAGGCUUAUCUCACCAAAUCCCCCGUUGACGCUGGCAAAGCUGUGAUCGUCAUUCAAGAUAUAUUCGGCUGGCAAUUGCCCAAUACCAGGUAUAUGGCGGACAUGAUUGCAGGAAAUGGAUACACAACCAUUGUUCCAGACUUCUUUGUAGGGCAGGAGCCGUGGCACCCCUCAGGGGACUGGUCCACCUUCCCGGAGUGGUUGAAGACAAGAGAUGCCAGAAGGAUCGAUAAAGAAGUCGACGCGGUCUUGAAGUAUCUGAAACAACGUUGUCAUGCCAAGAAAAUUGGCGUCGUGGGAUUCUGCUGGGGUGGAGUUGCUGUCCAUCACGUGAUGAUGAAAUACCCAGAAUUCAGGGCAGGGGUGUCCGUCUACGGCAUCAUCAAAGACUCUGAAGACGUGUACAGUUUAAAGAACCCCACAUUGUUCAUUUUUGCUGAAAACGAUGCUGUGAUUCCUCUUGAGCAGGUCUCUUUGCUGACUCAGAAGUUGAAAGAAAACUGCAAAGUGGAAUAUCAAAUUAAAACGUUUUCUGGGCAAACGCACGGGUUCGUGCAUCGCAAGAGAGAAGAUUGUUCGCCUGAAGACAAGCCCUAUAUUGAUGAGGCGAGAAGGAGCUUGCUCGAGUGGCUGAACAAGUCAGGACCUGAAGAAUUUGGAUGGUAGAGUAAUGUCCUAACUAUGAGUGAAAACCUAGAGCUAUCCAGGCACCAGCUCACAGCUCGGGUAUGGCCUUCCCAGCCUUGAAUUGAGCACAUCCUCUAAAACGAAUAAUUUGGCAAAACCGUGAAGAGCAUGAAAUGUAAACUCAGGUAAAGCCCACCUUAAUUGGACUUUUUUUAAAAAAAUUAAUUAAUUAAUUAAUUAA
Molecule: messenger RNA, 1190 nt
Organism: Eubalaena glacialis (North Atlantic right whale)
Lineage: Eukaryota; Metazoa; Chordata; Mammalia; Artiodactyla; Balaenidae
Gene: CMBL
Product: carboxymethylenebutenolidase homolog
Exons: 7
Coding region: 233-988 (251 amino acids)
Molecular function (GO): hydrolase activity
Source: RefSeq, a predicted model, not a curated record